Messenger RNA from Harpia harpyja (harpy eagle), 1897 nucleotides. RefSeq names its product probable G-protein coupled receptor 34. Lineage: Eukaryota; Metazoa; Chordata; Aves; Accipitriformes; Accipitridae. Gene Ontology annotation, molecular function: oxysterol binding; G protein-coupled receptor activity. The transcript has a single exon. Gene Ontology annotation, biological process: G protein-coupled receptor signaling pathway. Gene Ontology annotation, cellular component: membrane. The coding region runs from base 92 to 1177 and encodes 361 amino acids. The record is from RefSeq and is a predicted model, not a curated record.
GGACCGUGAAGCUGUGUUUGCAGUGACCUGGGGCACCAGGGAACGACAGAGGUACCGCAGGGGUCUUCAAUACCUACAAGUGACGGUAUGUAUGGAGCCAGCUCAUGCAGAUGUCUGCUCCAACACCUCCUGCAUUUUUCUUUCCAGUUCCGUGGCCCUGACGAUGGAUUCCCAGAGCACCCCCUUUCCUGCCAGCCAGCUCACAGAGCACAGACUCAGCAAUUCCUGCUAUCAGAUCCAAGACGAGUUCCUCUCUGUGACGCUCCCUGUGAUGUACUCCCUCAUCUUCAUCAUAGGGCUGCUCAGCAAUGCCCUGGCCCUCUGGGUGUUCUCAUGUGGUGUGCAGCGCAGGACCUCCAUCACCGUGUACAUGAAGAACCUGGCACUCUCUGACCUGCUGCUCUCCCUCUGCCUGCCGUUCCGCAUCACCUUUCAAAGCAAGAGCGAGCCUCUGAUCUUCUGCAACAUCAUCGGGGCCUUCUUCUACCUCAACAUGUACGUCAGCAUCACAUUCCUCAGCCUGAUCAGCCUCAACCGCUACCUGAAGAUCAUCUGGCCCCUGCAGAAAUUUAGGAUUCACACUAUAUCCUGUAGCACUAUGGCCUCUGGGGUGGUUUGGUUGGUGCACACAGCAUUCAUGCUGCCUUUCUUUUUUGAGACAAGAGGAAAGGGGCCCUGUGACCACAAAUGCUUCCACUUCAGGAGCAAAAGCACCACAGCAGCAGCUUUUAACAUGGUUGCAGUAGCUACUUUCUUCAUCCUGCUACUGCUCUUCCUCUACUUCUACAGCAAGAUAUUUGCCAAGCUCCACAGAGUGUCCUCAGUGAAAGCUCAGCAGCUGAACAAGAGGACCAGCAUGAGAGCCAUUGCCAAGACCUUCGUAGUCCUGAUCAUCUUUAUUGUAUGCUUCACUCCCUAUCACAUUGUCCGCAUUCCUUACAUCCUUGCGCAAGUGGGGGCCAUUUCUACUCUGCCCUGGAAGCAGGGUCUCCACCUCGCUAAUGAGCUUGUGCUCUGCAUCUCGGCCCUCAACAGCUGCCUUGACCCAGUCAUCUUCUUCUUCUUGUCCAGCAGCUUCCGGAGGGCUGUCCUCUGCACCAUCCGGGGCAGGCUGAAGAGAGCUCUUCUAAGGAACCAAGGGGGGCUAAGCCACAGCAGGUCUGUGACAGAGAUAUAGGCUUUCCAGUGGGCCCAAGGUCUCAGGCAUGGGACCUUCUCAUCAAGGAUUUGCUCUGACUGCUGGUAUUUACCAGCAAGACUUGCUGGGAAGAUGGAGAAAGAAACUGGAACCACUUCAUGUUUCUUCCACUGAUAUCACCAGGGCUUGAGCUUCCUUGAGGGGGGUAGAUGAAGAGGAAAGGAUAACUGGGACCUUACUUUUUCCUGCACCAGCUCUGCUGACACAGCUGAAGAACGUAUUUCCCAGGAAGAAUGAAGGCUGGAAGUGUCAAAGGAGAAACAGCCUUGGCCUAGGGUCUCCACCCAGCCUGGGGAAGGGCAGGUACAGAGCCCAGGACUGAGACAGGCUCCUUCAACGCGAGAAAGGGGAGCGAUGGGAGGAAUGAGAAUCUGCUGUGAAUGUUUCCUAAGUACCACAUCAUCUCCACACCAGAGAAAGCAGGAAAAGGGAAAGGGAGAUGAAGAGUGCAGAAGCAUUGGGAAGAGGGAGACACCCAUCAGAGCAUUACUUGGGGAGUGGGUGAGUAUUUUGCUCCAUGACGGAGCCCAGAAAUGUGCACUGCAGGGUUUGGAGGACAGGCAUGCCAGGAAACAUUGCAAACCUGUAACCCCAAACCAGGAUAAUGAUAACUUUUCCUCUCUUACCCAGAGUCUUUGUAACUCCAGGUUUUCUGUGUACUCAGACAGAUAGCUCCAGGCCUUCUUUAGCAAUUUUCCU